AUGUAUCGAAGAUUUUGGCUAUCAAUAGUUUGGCUUUUCCUGAUUCCGUUGUAUUAUUCCGUAACGCUAACAUCGGCUACUAUUCCAGGCAAUGCAACGAAAUCACUUUGGAAAAUUUCAAAACAAAAAAUCAAAUUUGUCAUUGAUGAAUUUACAAAUACUAAAAUACCUUCGGAAGCAAAAAAUUUAUCCGGUCAAGAACUUAUCGAUUACAUAAAUACACAUCAAACAUUAUGGAAGGCAGGAAUGAAUAAAUUUAAUUCAUAUAGCGAUCAUGUAAAAUACGGUUUACUUGGUGUAUAUAAUAUGAAACAAAUGAUGGAUGAAAAUAAGAAUUUGCAACCAAUACAACAGGAUAUUUCCUAUAUUCCGGAAUCAUUUGAUGCACGUAAAAGAUGGCCAGAAUGUGCAUCACUUAAAAAUAUUCGUGAUCAAUCUUCCUGCGGAUCAUGUUGGGCAAUAGCUGCUGUAGAAGCGAUGUCAGAUCGAAUUUGCAUUAUGUCAAAGGGGAAAUUACAAGUAACACUUUCAGCAGAUGAUCUUAUCAGCUGUUGUAAAACUUGUGGUUUUGGAUGUUAUGGCGGUAUGCCAAUGGCGGCUUGGAAAUAUUGGGCUUCAAAUGGUAUUGUUACAGGAAGUAACUAUACAAAUCAUGCCGGUUGUCGACCUUAUCCAUUUCCACCCUGUGAACAUCACAACAAUAAGACACAUUAUGAACCAUGUAAACAUGACCUUUAUCCAACCCCGAAAUGCAACCGGAAGUGUGAUAAAAAUUACCCAAAGUCGUACAAAGCCGACAAGUAUUACGGGAAAAAAGUUUACUAUGUUGAUAACGAUGUAGAAUCGAUUCAAAAGGAAAUCAUGGCAAUGGGUCCGGUUGAAGCUUCGUUUAAUGUAUACAGUGAUUUUCUGCAAUAUACUGGUGGAAUUUACAAGCAUGUAGCGGGAUCUAUGGGUGGUGGACAUGCCGUAAAAUUGCUUGGUUGGGGUAUCGAUCAAGGAGUACCAUAUUGGUUGGCAGCUAAUUCAUGGAAUACUGAUUGGGGAGAAGAUGGUUAUUUCCGUAUUAUCCGUGGUAUUGAUGAAUGCGGAAUUGAAUCAGGUAUCAUUGCCGGAAUUCCUAAACGAACAACUAAAUCGGAAUUUCAUGAAAUCAAUAAAUUUCCAAUCGAAUAA
This is a messenger RNA of Cercopithifilaria johnstoni, 1176 nucleotides long. NCBI's taxonomy places the organism in Eukaryota, Metazoa, Nematoda, Chromadorea, Rhabditida, Onchocercidae. The record is from the annotation of a GenBank genome assembly.